Molecule: messenger RNA, 17868 nt
Organism: Polistes dominula (European paper wasp)
Lineage: Eukaryota; Metazoa; Arthropoda; Insecta; Hymenoptera; Vespidae
Biological process (GO): positive regulation of transcription by RNA polymerase II
Cellular component (GO): MLL3/4 complex; nucleus
Molecular function (GO): transcription coactivator activity; histone H3K4 methyltransferase activity; protein binding
Source: RefSeq, a predicted model, not a curated record
UCCGUGGGUUUAGUCGCUCGGAGUGUCGUGUAUUCUUCCGUUUGAGCAGCUUCUGACAUUUUUUUCUGUUGCUACAAGAUGUUUACUUGCAUUGACCGUGCGUAUUUAGAUGAAGAUCCGUAUAAUUCCACAUAUAAAAUCGGCAUGAAUCUUACAAGGAGGGAACAAUAACUGGAAGGUACUCGUAGCACUUUGACUCCUGUAAAGGUGUCAUGGAUGAUGAAGAGCGUUUGGAAGGAGAGGAGGAAAUGGAGCUUGAUGAUGCUUCCGAUGGUGAAGAUGAAGAUGAAGAGACCACGGGAAUUCCUUCUUCUCCAGCAAAUUCAGAUCAAUUGUUGGGCCCAGCUCCUUCCCUUGGUAAUCAAACAGUAUAUUCCAUUGUAGUCAAUUCCGAAGAAGCAUUUCCUGAUCCGCUGCGAUACCAAAAGUUUCCACUUCCUGGUGGUAAACCAUUAAGUAUAAGACGUGGCCCUGGUAGACCAAGAAAAGAACGUCCAUAUGGUAUCACUCGUGGUGGAGGCACUCGAAGAUCUUUUGGUAGAGGUACAACAAGGGGUAAAGGAUUCAUGGUUUUUAGGCUUGGGUAUAUGAGGGGUAUACCACGUAGGACAAAAAGUAAAGAUGAUGAUACCCACUCCGAGUCUCCGAGUCCUCUUCGCAUUGGUGAAGACACACCUGAUGGAGAAGGAUUAAAUACAGAAAGAUCUAUGCCUGCCCCGGAAGAACCACCAUACUUUCCAGAACAAUGGCCAGGAAAAGUUUGUGCUCUAUGCAAUUUGGGCGAACGAAGUCAGUUGGGUCAAGGAGAAUUAUUAAGAUUAUCAUGCCCAGAAGGUUUUACUCCUGAAAAAAAUAUCAAUCGGGAAGAGACGACUGAACAACUAAUGGAUGUAUCUGCAGGUGAUAAAAGUCCUCGUGCAGUAGGUCCAGGUGCUGUUACUUGUCGUAGACAAAAAAGUUUGGCUAAGUGCAGAAAUACUAGUCUUACUAACUUUACGGAACCAGUGGAAGAAUUAACUAUAGUUGGGUUUUUGGAAGAGCCAGAGAUAGGAAUAUUAUUUGAACCAACAGGGCAUUAUUAUGUUCAUCAGUCUUGUGCAAUGUGGUCAAGUAAUAGUCAUGAUCUUGCAACUGAACUGAUUAGCCCUGCAAUAGUGCAAGCUUCAUCUCGUCGUUGUGCUUAUUGUUCUCAUUAUGGAGCUGGAAUAGCUUGUAAAGUGGCAUCGUGCAAUCGUUAUUUUCAUUUACCAUGUGCUGCAGCUUCAAGUUGUUUCCAAGAUACAAAAACAUUAUCUCUUUUUUGUAGUCAACAUUUGGGACAAGUUCCAUUAUUAUUAAAUGGUGAUGUUACAUGUAUGCACUGUUAUGGAAUGGGAGAUGUUUCUAACCUAGUAAUGUGCUCUAUAUGUGGACAACAUUAUCACGGUAGUUGCGUUGGUUUGGCCCUUUUACCUGGAGUACGUGCUGGUUGGCAAUGCAUAUCCUGCCGUGUAUGUCAGGUUUGUCGUCAAUCUGAGGAUGCUUCAAAAAUAAUGUUGUGUGAGAGAUGUGAUAAAGCGUAUCAUUCUGGUUGUUUACGACCAAUUGUAACAUCGAUACCUAAAUAUGGGUGGAAGUGUAAAUGUUGUAGAGUGUGUACGGAUUGUGGCUCGCGUACACCUGGUGCAGGACUAUCGUCACGUUGGCAUUCUCACUAUACUGUUUGUGACUCGUGUUACCAACAAAGGAACAAGGGUUUCUCUUGUCCGCUUUGCAGAAAAGCAUAUCGAGCAGCUGCAUAUAGAGAAAUGGUACAGUGCAGCGUGUGUAAAAAAUUCGUUCAUGGUACCUGUGAUGCAGAGGCUGAUCCAACAACUUAUCAGCAUCGCAAAGAAACUAAACCUGACUAUGAAUAUGUUUGCCUUCAUUGUAAAAGUGCGGCUAUUGUAAAAAGAAAAGACAAUGUUGAUGAUUAUACAGGUGACUUUAGUCUUAGCGGAUCGCAAGAAAGCUUUUACGGAGAUGGGGAUUCAUCUGAGGUUGAUUAUCAAGGAAGUUCAGAAGAAGCAUUAUUUUCUAUUGGACUUGGAAAAGGAAAACCUUUUUGUGCGUCUAAAAUCGCUAAAAAAAGAUUAGGCCUAGGAGGAGCCUUGAUAGGUAGACCAAAAGGUGUAGGAAAACUUGGCUAUCAAAAACGUCAAAAAAUGAAUGAAUUUGGUAGAAAAAGAGGUCCCAAAGCUAAGAUGAGAGGUAUUUUCGGAGUACCAGGAGUAGGAUUGCAGAGACCAAGUUCAGAUUCUUUUUCAAAAGAAGAAGAACCAGGUGUAGAAAAUAGAUUAGUAUUAUGCUCUGCAAAAGAUAAAUUUGUUUUAACUCAAGAUAUUUGUGUUAUGUGCGGUGCGAUAGGAACUGAUCAGGAAGGAUGUUUAAUUGCUUGUGCACAAUGUGGACAAUGUUAUCAUCCUUACUGCGCUAAUGUUAAAGUUACUAAAGUAAUAUUGCAAAAAGGUUGGCGGUGCCUUGAUUGUACAGUAUGCGAAGGUUGCGGCGAAAGAAAUGAUGAAAGUCGUUUAAUAUUAUGCGAUGAUUGUGAUAUCAGUUAUCAUAUCUAUUGUAUGGAUCCACCAUUAGAUUAUGUACCUCAUGGAACAUGGAAAUGUAAGUGGUGUGCACAGUGCCAAACAUGUGGUACAAAUGAUCCAGGAUUUAACAGCAGCUGGCAAAAAAAUUACACCCAAUGUGGUCCAUGCGCAUCUCAUAUUGCAUGCAUAUCUUGUCAAGAAGCUUAUAACGAAGGAGAUCUCAUAAUACUGUGCAUUCAGUGUGAGAGAUGGUUACAUUGUACAUGUGAUUCCAUUAAAUCGGAAGCAGAUGCAGAAAAAUGUGCCGAAGAAGGAUAUAUUUGUAUACUUUGUCGUCCGAGAGACAUACUCCCACCACAUCUUAUGUGUAACCAAUCUAAGCUCCAACCAAACAAAUAUUCAUGUUCACCACCACCAACUGUGCGAAGUCCCGAAUUAUACAAACCAUCUUCUCAAAAUUAUUUAGUAGAUGGUGUAUAUUUAUCCGAGACUGGCAUGAAUCACAUUAAAUCUUUAACAUCGGAACAUCAACAACCGAGGAAAAAAAGAAGAAAAAUGAUUCCCGUGGUAGAUAAAGAUGCAGAUAUAAUGGCCACGAUAGAAUCUGUUGUGGCUGGUGGUAGUUUAGACAAUUCCUUAGAAGAUAAUGGAAAAAUGGUGGAUCUAGUAGAUGUUAAAGAUGAACCUACUGAAAUACUUAAAGAAGGUAUGGUAUGGAAUCCACGUGGAGAUCAACCUCCACCGGAAGGAUUCAGUAUUUAUACGACUGAAAAUGGCAUACCAGUUUUAAGACGCAAACGCCAACGUAAUUUACAAAAGCUUGGCAUUGGUGGAUUCAUUGUCAGAUUAAGAGGUAAUCGUAAGGAUAAAGAGGAGGAAGGAGAUUCUGAAAAAAUAUCUGAUUCAGUAAUGGCGGGAAUGGUAGAUGACAAGCCACGUAGAAAACCACAGAGACGAAAACCAAAGACAAAAUUAUCCGAAUGUUUUCCCCUCUAUAUGCAAGAGGCAUUCUUUGGCAAAGAGCUUUUGGAACUGACCAAAGAUAAAGAUCCUGAAAAUAAUGGAUCCGAUGGUGAAAGUAAUGUUGCUACCACUAAUGCAGAUACUAUUCAAUUAUCGCAAGAUGAAUUGAAAGUAAUGGAACAAGUUAAAGCUAAGCAAGAAAAAGAGGAAGAUAAAUUGCCAAUGGAACAACCAAUAAAACGAGAAGAAAUCAUGGAAGAUGAUGGUAGUGAUACAGAAGCACUCCAUGAUAUAUUACCUAUUUCUGGUGAUAUUCUUGAUAGUGAUCUUGUAAAUACUAUUAUGAAUGAACCAGACGAAGAAUUAGCUAAAGCUAGUGAAGCUUUGGACGAAUUAGACGACACGCAAGGAACUACUAAGGACGAAUUAACAGACAUUCUUAGUCCUCAUUUUAAUUUAGAAUCUAUGGUCCGAGAUAUUGGUUUACCUAAUAUGGAUAGUAAAGAUAUUGAAGACAUAUUCAAAGGAGUUCUUACAGAUGAAUCACAAGAAUCACAAGAAUCAUCAGUGUUUUCAGUUCAAGCUCAACCUCCACAUCCAGCAUCUUCCUCGACACCUCUUGUUUCACCUUCACCACAUCCUGGUAUGCAAACAACUUUACCUCUUGCAAGACCGCAAGUACCUGGUACAUUACCCCCAGUUGGGCAAUCUAAUUUAAAUUCUCCUAUGAGUUUUCCACCACCAUCGCCAUAUCAUUCGGAGUACAGCAAUAGUCCACAAUUUAGCCCAGCAUUCUCGGAACCACCAAGUCCUUGGGUAAAUCCUGACGAUGAAGGAAGUGCUCCAGUGAGUGGUGGUACGUCAUCGUACAACCAAAGAACUAAUCUUAAAAUGGAGACUGAUGAAGGAUUAGGUAAUGGAGCAACAAUAUCUUCAGUACUUUAUGCAAAUAUAAAUCAUCCCGAAUGGAAAACGGAAUAUCCUGCUUGGUCUGAAAGAUGUAAACAAAUUUUAAAAAAGUGGCGUGGUCUAUCUACUGAAAAGAAAGCUCCUUAUCUAAGUCAAGCAAGAGAUAACAGAGCAGCAAUUCGUAUGAAGAAAACACAACAGAUAUCCAAGGAAUUACCAAGCACGACCCCAGUCACUGCAUCAAGCGCACCUACCAUCAUCACCAAACCUGUCACUGCUAUGACAUCAGCUCAAGUUUCUCCAGUAGUAGCUAUGGCCUCCAACCAAAGGCAAAUUGGACUUUUGACUUCAGUGAGCAGUGAAAAGCCGCAAGAAAAGAGUGGAAUGUCCGUAUCUGCAGCAGGAGUGACGGUGCCAUCAGCUAGCAGUAAUCAUCAUGCGGAGGAACAAGAAAGACUUUCCAAUAGAGACCGUUCUAGUAGAGAAGCAGAACAAGAGCGUCAAUGGAAACAACUGCAAGCUCUACGUCAACAACAGGCACAAUUUCAACAGCAAGUAAUUCAAGAACAACGUGUACAUGCUAUAGCCAGAGUACAAAGACAAAUAAGCGAAGACAAUACUUCACAAUUAGGUACUGAUAAUUCAACUGGAUUAACAACACAACUACAAGUUUCAACAUCACAGGAGAAUAAUCAUUUAGGAUCACUUGCUUCCCCAUCCCCUGGAUCACGUGGUACCUUUGCAGCACCACCAGUUAAAGUAACAAGAGGGGUAGCUCCACCAAGUCCUCACCAAGGUAUGCCGCGUUUACCAACACAGCCUUGUGCAACGGUUACACGUCCAGUUGGAACCGUGGUUAGGCCAGGCAUGCCAAACAAUUUCACGCAACCGCCUUCUCCUUUCUCACCCCAAGCUCCUCAAUCUCCUCAUGAUUUUCCACAGUCUCCAGCUUCCUCUCAAUCUCAAGAUCAUUUUCAACGGUUCGAUACGAACGAGGCUUUCUCUCAGGCUUCCCAAACAGCUAGGUCACAAAUAUCUGGUAAACCUUCGUAUUCUACGUCACCAAGAAAUGAAGUUUUCUCACAGCCACCAGGUACACCAAGACCAAUGUUUAAUCCACCUACACCGCGACCCACUACUCAUGUAUACGCUCCAUCUCGUACUCCUGAUCCCUAUAGUAAUCAACCACCAACACCAUCACCUGUUCCAAACUACCCCUCGCCAAGAUCAGAAUCUCGGCAAGAGCCACAACAGCAAGAAGUAUUUAAUCAACAACCAGAAGUUAAUAGGCAGUUGCGUGAUCUUCUCCAAAGACAACAACAAUUCAAGAAAAUUGAUUCUGUCAAUGCUUCUUGGAAUCCAGAUGGACAAAAUCCUGAUGGAAAUCAACCACAAUUCGAAACAGGUCAUGUACAACUUCAGCAACAUUCUCAAUCCAAUAAUAAUACUGGGGAAGGUACAUUUAGGCAUCCUCUUCCACCAAGUGUCGUAAGACCACGAAUGCCACUUCAACAAAAUAUUUUAAUAAGAAAUCCAAUUGGAAUAACUUCGAGGCUCCCUGUUACGGGAAAUAUGGAUGCGAGACUUCAACCCAUAGAUUCUCGCACUAGAAUGUUACUGCAACGAUCGCAGGUGAAUGCAAGUAUUUCGCAACAGCAUUUUCAAGGUACGCAACCCUUACAAACUCGGAUGCAAACUGUUAGAAAUACAUUGUCGGAACCUUAUGAUGUACUCCAGCAACAAAGAUUUCCAGGACAAACUCUUGGUCAACGUAUGAUACGGCCAGGUCAAGAUAAUUUAACUCAGGGGAUGCGUAUAUUAGGAGCACAAACAUUGGUUAGACCUAAUCUUAUGCAAGCAACUGUUAAUGAAACUACUAGCACUCCAGAAUCAUCAGAAAUUCCAGAUAAUGUAACUGCUGAACUUGAGAAAUUAGAGCAGGAAGAAGAAGCACCAAUGGUCGAAGUCGAGGUCGAGGGCAUGAAUGCAAUGUUAAAUGAUUUGGUCGAAGAUGAUGAUGAACUCCUUGCUGAAAUGGGUCCAAAUUUUAAUAUUUUGGAAUACGCUGACCCUGAAUUAAACAAUAUAACUGGAGGUGACAAAACUAAUAUUCUCGAUUUGGAAUUGGAACAAGUUGAAGUAGAAACGAAAGAAGAAAAACAGAAAAAGGAAUCGAAGGAAGAAGAACACAAAUCGGAAGAUUUGGCUGGAACAGGUAGAGUACUGACUGGUAUUAGUGACAAAUGUACAGGGAACACUGUGCAAACAUCGACUGAUACAACUGCAAUACCAACACAAGUACAACCGAUGGCUCCUUUGAGCGCAACUCCGCAAGUACCUCAACAACAACCGGCUAUUUUACCUCAAACGCAUUCUCCUGCUGUUGCUAUACAACAACAAAUGCAUCAGCAUUUACAACAUGCAGCGGCAAUUGGACGACCUAUGCCACCAGGAACUCGAUUGUUAUCUCCGGAUGGUGCUGUCGGCGUUGUCACAUCGACCAAUACGGUUACAGUCAGUUAUCCUUCAACAUUUCCUGGUCAUCCUCAAAGAAUAUCACAAACGCAUAUACAAGACAAUUUUAUUAAAUUGCUUAUAGUUGCUCAACAACAGCGUAUUGGUAUGAGGGUUGCUGGAGUCCAAAAUGUUGCUGGUCGAGUCGUAACAGUUAAUCACAUGAUAGGACCACGUUUACCACUUGCACCUCCACCACCACCGCCGCCUCCACCACCACCUUACCCAGGACCACCGCCACCAUAUCCUGGUCCUAUACAGAUGGGGCUGUGCCCAGGUGGGCGGGGUUUGACGCGGCCCCCAGUUCAUAUAGGGCACACAAUGCCAGUGGCUGGUCCACCAAUGGCCCCAGUGGUUCAUUCUGGUGCACCUGCAAUGGCACCUCACCCUCAUCGAAGACCCUUGCUUCUGCAGUCAUGUUCGCAGGAGCAACCAUUGCUAUUAGAGGAUCUUUUGGAACAAGAAAAAAGAGAGCAAGAAAAGCAACAGCAGCAACAGCAACAACAGCAACAACAACAAGUUGAUAACACAUCUUCUAGUGGAAGUCUUUUAAGCGAUAGUGACUUUGAGAGAUUGAGAGCAGACGUUUUAGGCUCUGCUCCAUUAGCAUCCCCUCCUCAAGGAAUGGUACCAGUGCCUGGAGGUAUUCCUGUUAUUAGACCACCAUGUACACCAAGACCACCAUCUGCACCAGGAAAAAAUUGGCCACAAGCAGUUCCAGACGCGGCAAAGAUUGCAGUUCAAGUACCCAGACAACCAAUUUCUACGCAAACAACACCUGAACCAAGGGUAACUACAUUCCAUUUAGCUCAAUCACAAGUACCGCCGGCUCCACCAGAUAAUAUAGUAAACGAGCAAGACCGUCAAAUUCAAAUUCAAUAUGAACAGUGGUUAACUCAUCAACAACAAUUAUUAUCUUCACAACAAAAGUUUUACGAAACGGAAGUCCAGAAGCUGCGCAAAGUAAGAAAAUCUCUUAAUAGCAAACAACGACAACUUCGGAAAUCUGGAAAUGAAUUAACAGAAUCUGAUGCUAAUGAACUUCAAAGAAUUUCGGCUGAACAAGCAGUAUUACAAAAACACUUAGAUGCUAGUAGAAAACAAUCGAGACAACAUGGAAUGUUGAUACAAGAAUAUAAUACUAAACAGCAACAAAAACAAUCUCAGUCACAAAAUAGUGAACCUUGUUCACCGUUAAUGUCUCCUUCCCAACAUUCACCAAUGCAUAGUCCGGCUGCACUUGUUUCUCAAAGUCCAGGUCCUGGAAGUGUCUCUGCAAAUAUGAUACAACAUUCACCAGCUACAUCAAUGGUACAACAUAGUCCUAAUCCACCAUUAUUGCAACACAGUCCUGGUAAUCCACAAACAGCAAAUCCAGGAACGAUGUCCCCUCAUAAUAUGCAACCAUCUCCAAGAAUCGGAACGCCUCAUUCGCAAGGCGAGGAAAAUCCUUUCAGCCCAGGUGCUAUGUCAUCUCCAGGCAUUUGUGGCCCCGCAGCUACUAGAAUGACUUCACCACAACAUCGUGCUGUUAUAACAGGACGACAUGUUACGAGUCCAGGUUCUUUCACAGCUGAAGUACGGAACUCUCAGCAAAUGAUUGUAGAACAAGGAGCUAGAUUGCAUGCACUUACUCAACGAUUCGUUCGUCCACCAGUAAUAGGAGAACCUGGUCAAAGACCAAGAAUGCAAAUACAAGGAGGAAUAGUAUAUGGUCAGCGUUCUCCGCUUGGAAGUCCUCAACCCAAUCAGCAAUCAUUAAUGACUCAACAAAUGCUACAACGACAACAAAUUUUGCAGCAACAACAACAGCAACAACAGCAACAAAUUUUGCAGCAACAACAACAGCAACAACAGCAGCAACAACAACAACAACAACAGCAGCAGCAACAGCAUGAUAUAAAUAAUGUAACUCAAGAUAAUCAGAAUGCUAUAAACCGUAACUUACAAAUGGUACAACAGAGGCAACAAAUAAUACAACAGCAACAAAGACAACAAUUUUUACAAAUGCAGCAACAGCAACAACAACAGCAUGGAGCUGCUAUGCAAAAACCUCCAAAUUCUCCCAUGGUAUCUCAACCUGCAAAUUCGCCAAGUCCACAACUUCAUCAACAGAUAUCUCAAAAUUAUGGGCAACCACCAAGUUCACCAAUGCCACGUAGUCCUAUGGUACAGCAAACGAUGGGUUCGCCUAUGCUUCAACAACAAUUAAGUCAAACUUCUCAGCCUCCAAGUCCAAUGAAUACAAGAAUGCAUACACAUCCACCUACGUCUCCGAUGGUUGCUCAAUGCCAACCACCUAGCCCUAUGGCUCGUAAUCAUCCAUCAACGUCACCGAUGUUACAGCAUCAACUUAAUAAUUCGCAUCAUCCACCACCACCAUCGCAAACACCAAAUUCUCCAAUGCCUCGUAGUCCGAUGGUUGGUGGCUCUCCAAUGCAAAUGCAAAGACGACAAUCUACUGGUAAUAGUCCAGCAAUGCCUGAUAGACCGCAAAGUGUUGAAAAUCCUGGAACGCCAAGAACACCACAUACUCCUCAUACACCGCAUCCAGUUUAUGUCUCUCAAAAUUCAGGUAACGCUAUAAUGUCAAAUGAUCAACAGCAGCAGCAGCAGCAGCAACAACAGCAGCAACAACAGCAGCAACAGCAACAACAAAUUUCUCAACAUCAGCAACAACAACAACAACUUUCUCAACAUCAGCAUCAACAAGAACAGACAUCUGUAGAUCAUACAAAUAGAGGAGGUGGAAAUCCACAUAACCCAAUAAGUUCAUUACCAUUCAUACCUAAUUUUGGAAGGUACGGGUUUUUUAAACUUGGCCUAAGAGGUGGUUCUCCAAUGUGGUCAAAACCAGAAACUAGUAAAGGCAAAACUGCAGAAUCUCAUCUGUUGAAUAUGGAUGAAAAACCUAAUACAUCAGCCGUACAUAGGAAAACAGGUAUACCGCAAUCAAAAAUUAAUUCUUUAGUUUGUGCAGAUUAUAAUGAUUUUGACGAUGAUUCUCAUACACCACCUCAAACGCCACCAACAUCUACAGAAUUAAAACAGACGCCGUCGUUACCUGACAAUGGUCCAUUACAAUUAGGAAGCCCAAGUGAUAAACUUGAACCUAUUCAUGAUACUAUAGAUUAUGACGAUGAUAAGACAAUAGUUAACACCGAGGUAACUCUAAGUUCAACAGCCCAACGGGACAAUGAUGACAUUACUGUCAUAGAACAAUUUGGAGAUUCAGAAUUAGUUGAUGUUAUGACAAGUGCGCUUGAUAGUGAUAUGCCGGAAGAGUAUGUACUUUUUGAACCUGAUGUGGUUGUGGAUUUAUCUGCUGAUAGUAACGAUUCUCUCUGUCAUGCACUUGUUAAUGACGGUAGUCAAGGACAUGAUUUGGUACAAAUUUUGGAAAUUGAAAAUCCAGAAUCUCAAACUGACGAACCUGUAUUAAGUGACGAAGAUCUUGCGCCUUCACAUACGAGAAAUAAAAAAGGUUUAAGAUUAGACAUUGUAAGGACACUUGAUUCUGGAAAACGAUUAUUGGCAGUAACAGAUACACCAGAGUCCCCUGACCAAGAUGAACUUCGUGUAGAUCCAUCACCUGGACCAUACAUGGAUCACUCACCAGAUCAAGAUCUUAUGGUAUCCUUGGAUAGUGAAUCAGAGGUUGUUAUUAUUGACCAUAGUACGAAAUCACCUGAAGAUAAUUUCUUUAAAGAAUCUUGCGAAGAAGAGAACGACAAAGUAGAUUCUACAAAUAAUUUAGAUGUAUCUAAAGAAAAUCUUAUGAAAGAAUCUUCAAACGAGGAUCAAUCAGAAUCUCAAAAGGAAACAAAGCAAACAAAAAGCCCUACGGCAUUCACAUUUCCAGAAAGUGUAACAUACAGUCAAAUUCCUCCUUCUAGUUUACAUCAGACAAAUAUUGAUUUACCAGUUAGUUGUUUGUCUACAAUUAUGUUUACAACAUGUACAACAACUGAAACAAAUGCAGUAACAGUAACGACAACAGUAGUAACAUCGGAUACAACUGCUAAAUCAUCUACGACAUUUCCGACUGUAUGCGUGACAAAGGAACAAAUAACAAGUUCACCGAGUACUCAAAGACAAACUACUUUAUCAUCGAAUAUGACGACUAUUGUAGCGGAUGCUAAAAUAGCAGCUAAACUUAAUCAAGCAGUUUUAGAAAAUAUAACCGUUACUUCACAGCAAUCCAAGUCUGAAUCUAAUACAUUAAGAACGAUUACUGUAAAUGAUACAAUUGUAUCAACUACGUACAUUAUAAAAGAAAAAGUUUCAAUUUCAACACCUACCACGCAGCUUGAAUGUAACAGUUUUGUGCAAAAUGUGAACGUAAAUACAACAGAAGCAACAAGUAAUCCUACGAAAUUAUUAUUAAGUGUUCAACCUACAUCAGUUACUUUAUCAAAACCAAAAAUGUCAAUACUUGAUUUACCUAAAAAAAAUAUUGUCGUAGUAACAUCAAAGGAUGAUAAAAUUGAAUUUAAUAGGGACACUGGAAAAGGAAAAAGUGAAAGAGACGAAACGGAUCAUAUGGAAAAAAAUCAAGAAAAAGAUAAUCUCGUCUCUAAAGUAGAUAUUAAUUCAACUACAGUUCCAGAUACAAUACUUUCAGAUGAUAAAAAGAAUGAUCCAUUAAAUACAACUGAUGAAUUAGAAAGUAUGUUAGAAGCUAUUCAUAAUCCUGCUGAAAAUAAUAUGACGGGGAAAAAGAAUGCACAUCCGGAUGAAAAAUCAAAUGUUUCUACAUUGAAAAGAAUGUCACCUGUUGCCGAUGAUUUGUCUCUUGUAAAUAUUCUAGAAAAUGAUACUGAACCAGCUGUUGAUAAUGACAAUAAACAAGAUAGUACAGACACGGAAGUAGUCAAAGUAGACAAAACUAAGGAAAUGGUAAAACAACCUACUACUACUGCUACUACUACUACUACUACUACUACAAUUACUACUGCUACGACUACUACUACUAUUACUACUGCUGCUACUACUUCUUCUACUUCUACUACUUCUACUACUUCUACUAUUACUACUACUACUACUACUACUGAAGCAAGCAGCACUGAUACCAGCACUAAUCAAAUUAUAAAUGAUGUCAAUCAAGAAGAACAUAAAGAGAAUAAAGACAAUGUAUCUUGUAUAGAAAUGGAAUCUAACAAACCAUAUUUAGAGCAUUGUCUUAAUGAAGAAAGAAAUUUAAUGGAAGAGUCUUCAGAUGAUAUAUUAGACAUGCUCCAUAAUAUAAUAUCUUCUAAACCAGAGAUGGCAAAUAACGAUAUUCUUCAUGAAGACAGAUCUAGAAAAUCGAGUCUUAUAUAUCAAUUACCAACACCAUUGGAUACGUUACCUCUUAAUAUUUUACAAGAUUCAUUAUUGGAUUUAGAGCAAGAAAAUUUAGAAAAUGAAAAUUUAUCUUCAGAAAGUAAAAUGUCGCCUAAGCCUCAAAAAACAAGUCCAUCACCUACAGGAUCUGUGUCUAAGAAAAGUCCACCACAUCACACUCUCCCGUUAGUUGUGAGCACAGUAGCUCAAUUACAAAAAUGUACAACUACAGUACCUCAUCUUUCUCCUUUAUCAAAGCCUACAGAGCUUACAUCAAACGUGGCCAAUGUAUCACAUCAAUUGAGAACAUUACUUUCUUCUUUACAGACAAAUCAUUCUCAAAACUGUACCACCAGUCAACCUACGAUCGUUACCAUGGUGUCCUCGGUAAUUUCAGCACCGAAAGUUGGAACAAUCUUAUCCACAAGUACAUCUUCUCCGAAUUCUGUUAAUAAUACACAAUCUAAUUCGAAUCUUCGUUUGCAGACAUGCAUGACACCGUCUCCUCAUGCGAAUACGAAUAAAGCAGAUAUUGAAACUACAACUACUACCACUUACACUUCACAGGGUAAAGAAAGUACAAACUCUACAGUCAGUGUUAUUUCAAGUCAUUGCAAAGUAACAACUUCUGAACCAUUUCUACGAGUAACUUCAAGUGGAAUUCAAUCGCAACCAACAAAUUGUCUUACAUUGCAAACUUCUUCUGUAGUAACUUCUAGACAACCAACUAAUACUGGAAUAUCUAUUACCUCAAACGCAAUGUUAAAUGCUAUGUUAUCUAAUACAAAUUCAACGAUCGCUGGAAAUAGAGCAAACACUGUUCCUACACAGGUCAGUAACUUAUUAAGUUCAGCUGUGCCAUCGCCAUCUGUACAAAGAACACAAAAUUUGCAAGCAAGCUCAAAUAGUUCAUCUAUAACUUCUCGCAUUGCUGCUAAUUCUACUCCGACGGCGAUAAGUACAUCUAUGCAAUGUAUAAGAACUAUUGUACCACCUACAGUAACGUCUAGUACAAGCAACGUUAACGUUACUACCAGUAUAUUACAAUCUACAUUGUCUCAAACUCCAACACUUUUACAAGCUCAGCAUAGUUCUGGGCAAACUUCAUAUAAGACUGCAGGUCUUUUACCUAUUGACAAUAAGAAUAAUGAAUUGGAAGGAUUAGGUCAGAUUUCUGCUGUGAAAAAAGAACAAGACGAGACAAGUUCUAAACUGCAAAUAAGCAGUGAAAAACCUAUUACAACAAGAAACGAAUUAGAAACUGGUAAAGUUAAUUUGACAACAAAUUCUCAUAGAAUGGAGGAAUCUCAAAAUGUAUUAUUAAAACAAUUAUUACAAAAUACGGUAUGUCCAGCAUUACCACCAGUACCAGUUAGUACCUCACAAGGACCAACUUUGCCUUCGGUACCAUCAUUGGAAGCACAAUUGGCAACGCCAGUUCCACCUACUUUGUCUUAUCGAAUACCACCGAUGGUAAAUGAAACACCAACUAUCAAAUCUCCUGCUAACAAACAAGUUCUCGCAAGAGAGACUUCGUUUUUAUCGCAUUCGGUUACUCCUCUUAAAGUUCAAAGUCCACCAACAAAGGAAGAACCACCAAAGCCGCCUCCGCCGCCACCCCCACCACCUCCACCACCAUUAGCAACAUCUACACCAACCCUGACCCAACAAAGACCCAUUGAUAUAAUGGUAAAGCAACAAACAACAAACCAGACAUCAAAACUUGCGUCUACUACUACACAAGCAAAUCAACAACUCACACUUGCUCCAACUGUGAAACAAGUAGCACCAGUAACAACAAAAAAUUGUGAAGUAUUAUCUUCAUUACAACAGGAUUCUAAUACUAGCCAACCUCAGAUAAAAACAUCUAAUGACCCUGCUAUCACAAGUACUGCUCAAGUGCAACAGCAACGUGCACCUACACCUAUGAUAGUUUCGAGAAUGAUAUCACAAAUAAAGCCUGUAUCUACGACUGUACCUGUAAAAAUGACGCAGGCUAUGUCACAAGCUUCAAAUAACGUUACACAACAAGUCCCAACUGUUACACCGCCUCAAGCUUUACAAUCUCAACCUCUAUUGCCAGUAACUCAAAAAACUAUAGCUACAUCACAACAACCUACACAUAUUAGUCCAGUACAGCCAUCAGUGCCUCAUACAGUGCCCCAUUCUAUGGGUCACCAAUCACAGAUGUCACAGGGUGCAAAUGCACAACAUUCAGUGCCUUUAGUAGAAGUCAAAAAGGAAAUUCUCGAUGAAGUUCUGUCCAGUGGUACACCUACCCAGCUAACCGAUACCAAAGACUUUCUUACUGCCAAAGAGGAGCUUAUGGAUGGUUCUAUGGAUGAUAAAACUGAUCUCAAAAAGUUAAGAAGACGUCAAUAUCAGCAGAAACGUAAACAGAGUCAAGGCAAGGAUGCAUUAACGGUACCUCAAAAGAAACGAUGUAAAAAAGUAUCGCGUUUAGACGAAGAUUAUGACACGUUCAUCGAUAAUUUUAUGAUUCAAUUACGACAACUUCAACCAAUGGCAGUGUUGGAACCUUUAUUAGGAAGCAAUUAUGGUGUUUGUCCUAUUUUUGGAUCAGGGGAUUUGUCCAAAAUUGUAAAUCAGAAGGAUUACAAUACCAGAACUGGAGACCUAGUUGGUCCAUAUGGUUCUGCUAGUUUACCUGGUGUCUCUGAUCACUAUAAUACUCAACCUUUUGGCGAAUUAGAACCAUUACCACCUCAGCAGCCUGUAUCUACACAGAGAGGAUUUUAUGAUCAGGAAUUUCCACCCCUAAAACUAGAUGACGCUGAUGAAAAGAAAGAAAAUUCUUUGGUAACAAAUCGUGAUAUUGAUUCUCCCGAUACAAUAAUAAGUUCGUCAUCUCCAGAAUGUGUGAUACCAGAAUUUGUCCCACACUUCCCAGGAUUAAGAUUAAUCGAAGAAGAAUCAGAUGAAGAAUCUGAUUGGUUGAAAAGAGUAUCACCUGUCAUACCUUUAAUUUCUCCUAUACCAAUUAGACUUAAACCUACUCAUAUAAGAGAUACAACCAAACAAGAUAAAGAAAAUUUAGGAAUUCCAAGGCUUGGAAAAUCUCCACCAACACCAUUGAGAGAGAAUGGAAAUGUUACUGUUACUUUGACUUUAAAUAGUCAAGCUGCAGAUGAUAUAAUGGGUGUACUUAAAGAUUUGGCGAAUAUAUUAAACAUAGCUCCUCCAACUGGUUACCAGAUAGUAGAACGUACCACUACUCCUCCUAGUCAAAAAUUAGGACUUUACAGAACUAAGGGAAAAGAUGGCAAAGAAGGAGCACCAGUUGACAUACAGACUAUUUUAAAUGGUGCUGCCAAAUUCUGUCGUCAUUGCGAUGUUGUGAUAUUAAAUAGCUUAAUAAGAAAAAAAGUAUCAGAUUUACCAUUUUUGAGUAAGGAAGAAGCAGAACCCGGCGACGAAUUAUGUUUUUGUUCAGCAGGAUGUUACAUGCAGUUUGCUUUAAUACAUAGAACACCUACGAGUACCCAAGAAAAAGCUGCGACGAUAGUAGACCAUUUAUGUCCAAAGGCAGAUCCCAAGGAAGAUGAUUUUAAGAAAAUGCAGGAGAAAAAAUUUUCACUCAAGCAAUCUAUAGACCACGUGGAAAGUAUGGAAAUCGAGCCUGAAAAUAAAUCGGAAGUUAGAAUAAAAAUUGAAGAUGAAUUUGAAUUACACGAUAACAGAGAAGAUUUGACAGAGGAAAAACGACCAAAGAAACAUGCUGCUCUCGAAGAACUGUCUAAUGAAAUGAACGAGCCAGCCCCACCUGCAAAAGUAUGGAGAGGUCUUAGAUAUAAGACUUGGACAAUGGGUGCAAUACAACCUCCAACUAAAUAUAAAAAACCUACCGAUAAAGAAAUUACUGACAUGCUUUUCCGCAUGGGUGUGACCGUAGUACCAGCAAAAGCAGAAGACAGCCGUCGAUGCAUUUUUUGCCAAAGUCAAGGAGACGGUACUGCUGAUGGACCAGCUCGAUUACUUAAUUUCGACGUUGACAAAUGGGUGCAUUUAAAUUGUGCAUUGUGGUCGGAUGGUGUAUAUGAAACAGUAAACGGUGCAUUGAUGAACUUAGAUCCUGCUUUACAACGUAGUCUUGUACUUAAUUGUAUCGUUUGCGAAAAACCAGGAGCCACAGUGAAAUGUUUUAAAACGCGUUGUACGAAUUAUUAUCAUCUUGGUUGCGCCGUUAAAGACGGUUGUGUAUUUUAUAAAAACAAAAGCGCCUUCUGCCCGCAGCACGUACAGAAAAAUGAGAAAGAUAACGAAUUAACAACUUUAUCCGUAUUUAGAAGAGUUUAUGUAAAUCGUGACGAAAAUAGACAAGUGGCAGCGGUAAUGCAUCACUCUGAACACAAUCAUCUACUCAGAGUGGGUAGUUUAAUUUUCUUAAGUGUAGGACAAUUGCUUCCACACCAACUUGCUAAUUUCCACACACCUAAUUACAUCUAUCCGGUCGGUUAUAAAAUCGUACGAUUUUAUUGGAGCAUGAGAAGGCCCAAUAAACGUUGCCGAUAUGUCUGUUCUAUCCACGACGUAUCAGGACGACCUGAGUUCAGAGUAUUAGUACAAGAACCAUUGCAAGAAGAUGUUGAAUUACGUGACGCUACUCCACGAGCCGUUUGGAGUCGAAUCCUCGAACCUCUUGCUGAACUACGUAGAUCGACCCACAGUGUCCAAUUAUUUCCACGUUACGUUUCUGGCGAAGAUCUUUUCGGGCUUACGGAACCAGCAGUAGUACGAGUCCUUGAAAGUUUACCUGGCAUUGAGACCCUAACAGAUUAUAGAUUUAAAUAUGGACGCAAUCCUUUAUUAGAAUUACCUUUAGCUAUUAAUCCAACUGGCAGUGCAAGGACCGAAGCUCGAUUAAGAAAUCAACUACCUUGGAAACGACCUCACACUCAGCGUACUGGCUCAUCCGCCCGUGCUAAUUUUGUACCAACUGCUACGGUAGCUGGUGAAGUUGCUUGUCCAUAUUCGAAACAGUUCGUUCAUUCUAAAAGCUCCCAAUAUAAGAAGAUGAAACAGGAGUGGCGAAAUAACGUUUACUUAGCACGUUCCAAAAUUCAAGGUCUUGGUUUAUAUGCUGCACGUGAUCUUGAGAAACAUACAAUGGUCAUCGAAUAUAUAGGAGAAAUUAUACGAACCGAAUUAGCUGAAACUAGAGAAAAGCAAUACGAGGCUAGGAAUCGUGGUAUUUAUAUGUUUCGAUUAGACGAAGAAAGAGUGGUUGAUGCAACUCUUUGUGGUGGACUUGCACGAUAUAUUAAUCAUUCUUGUAAUCCUAAUUGUGUCGCUGAAAUUGUUGAAGUCGAACGUGAUCUCAGAAUAAUAAUAUUUGCAAAGCGAAGAAUCUCACGUGGAGAAGAGCUGGCAUACGAUUAUAAAUUUGACAUCGAAGAUGACCAGCACAAGAUAGCAUGCGCGUGUGGUGCACCUAACUGCCGCAAGUGGAUGAAUUAAAAAGGAUCCACUGUUGUUAUUGUUACUACGUUAUUGGGUAGGUUUUACAUGAAUGAUAAAAAAAUGAUAUAUCUAUAUAUAUAUCUAUAUAUAUUUUAUAUAUAUAUACAUAUAUAUA